AUGACCAUCAGCGGCAAGUUUUCCCAAACCUGCCAUCUGAAUCUAACCACAUGGGUGACCACGGACGAAUCUGCUCGUUUCAAGGCUUCAGAAAAUGAUGACAUCAGUUAUUUAGCAACAAAUGUGAAUGGACUGUGGAAAAUCAAAGCCUUGUCAUCCGCUGCUUAUACUAAUGAAAACGGAUUUCCUCAACUAGCUGUAACUGUAAUCCUGGAGCGUCGGGCGUCAUAUUAUGUCCUCAAUCUCAUCGUCCCUGUCAUGCUUCUCUCCCUUCUCAGCUCAGUGGUCUUUGCUCUGCCUCUACAAUAUGGGGAUAAAGUGUCUUUAUCCAUGACGAUUCUCCUUGCAUUCAGUGUGUUUCUGACUCAGAUGAGCAACAAUAUGCCCAGGACAUCCUUACAGACGUCCUAUCUCACCAUCUACAUGACCCUGCUCCUCAAUCUCAGCUCCCUUGCUGUGGCUAUUUGGCUGGAUGAAUCAUUGAAGUGGAACAUUUCGGAUUAUGGAGGGAUAGACACGAUCAGCAUGUCAAGUGAAGACAUAUGGAUGCCCGACAUAACGCUCCUCAAUACAGCCGACGAGCGCGAAUUGAUGAACAAUCAGAAUGCACCUAUGAGCAGCAAUAUGCCCAGGACAUCCUUACAGACGUCCUACCUCACCAUCUACAUGACCCUGCUCCUUACUCUUAGCUCCCUUGCUGUGGCUAUGUCAGUUCUCAUCCUGAGGAUCCAUCAGAGGAAGGGAGAUGUGCCUGCCCUAUUGCAGAAAUUGGUUACAAUAUGGAACUUUGCUAUGCACAAGAUGCCUAUGAAUGCAUUGGAACCUGUUGUAGACGACACUGAAGUUGAUGACACAGAUGAGCAGAAGUGUAACCCAGUGGUCACCUGGAACGACUGGAUGGAUGACUCACUGAAAUGGAACAGCUCAGACUUCGAUGGACAGGAAAAUCUGUUUCUGUCUACUGAUAGUGUAUGGGUCCCUGACUUAACAGUGAACACUGUCACCCAAAGAACGAUGUUUUGGGAACAACCUGGCCUUGUAUCCAUACGAAACACGGGAUUAGUACGUUGGGUUCAUGGUGAUCUGUUCACGACGAUGUGUGACUUCGAUGUUUCCCAUUUUCCGUUUGACACACAGGUCUGUAACAUAUCUCUCACCUCCUGGUAUACAGAAUCGGACCAAGUUCGAUUUCUACCUCAGAAAAAUAGAUCCUUGACUGCUUAUUCACAAGAAGGAAAUUCAUUGUGGAUACUGAAAGAUAUAUCUGGGGAAAUAGUAAUGGACGGAUACCCUUUCCUUCGCAUUACCAUCACCUUAAAGCGCCGACCUUCAUUCUAUGUCUUCAACCUGAUAAUCCCCAUCACGCUGUUAUCCCUUCAUAGCUCCCUGGUGUUUGCUCUGCCUAUAGAGCACGGAGACAAAACGGCUCUCUCCAUGACAGUUCUGCUCGCUUUCACAGUGUUCCUGAGUCAGAUGACCAACGAAAUGCCCAGGACAUCCCUACAGACGUCAUACCUCACCAUCUACCUCACCGUCCUCCUCACUCUCAGCUCCCUUGCUGUGGCAAUGUCAAUCCUCAUCCUCAGGGUGCAUCGAAGGACCGAUGAAGUACCUUUAAUAUUGCAAAGAUGGGUCACUGCCAAGAUUUGCUGUUCUCGGAACAAAACAAAGAAGGAAGAUACAUUAGAUAUGACGAAGCUUUCAGGGCAUAACGGCGAAAGAGAGAAAUCUGAUGCCAGGGUGGAGUGGAAGGAUGUUUCUCUUGUGCUUGAUGCCUUCUGUCUGAGACUCUUCAUGUUCCUCAAUGUGGGUUGUAUCGUUGCUCUCUUGAUCCUACUUAUCUAA
Haliotis rubra (blacklip abalone) is the source of this 1845-nucleotide messenger RNA. Its product is annotated as acetylcholine receptor subunit alpha-like. The coding region runs from base 1 to 1845 and encodes 614 amino acids. Gene Ontology annotation, cellular component: neuron projection; synapse; membrane. NCBI's taxonomy places the organism in Eukaryota, Metazoa, Mollusca, Gastropoda, Lepetellida, Haliotidae. The record is from RefSeq and is a predicted model, not a curated record. Gene Ontology annotation, biological process: regulation of membrane potential; monoatomic ion transmembrane transport; signal transduction. Gene Ontology annotation, molecular function: neurotransmitter receptor activity; extracellular ligand-gated monoatomic ion channel activity; transmembrane signaling receptor activity. The transcript has 5 exons.